AAUCGGACACAACUACCUAGGGACCUACCUAAGUAUGGCGAAGUGCAUGAUCAUUUAAUUCCCAGGUUCCGACGAAUAGAAAUGCCACCACCACCACCACCACCACCACGACUCUCCUACGGGCUAAACCUCGCGAGCCAAAAAAGCGCCCCAGCCCCAAAACGAAAGAAAGCAAUCUUCGAUUCCGAUUCCGAUGAGGAGGGGAACGGCAACGAUCCCGCAGAGGGCGUUGAGAUCUCGACACUCGGAGGGAUUGAGGAUUCCACGGCGAAACCCGGCUCGGACAGGGACAGCGGCCGCGGUCGGCCAGCAGCAAAGCGCAAGGGCGUUUCCCUCAAGCCGUUAAGCAAGACGUCGAUAUUUGCGGAUGCUGACGACGACGACGACGGGAAUGGCAAUGGCAAUGGCAAUGACAACGGGCGGAAACAGAUGCUGCCGGAGCAGUUGAACAAGGGCGCAGGGAAACAGGAGUAUACGAAUCUCUCUGCGCUGCACAGUAGUAGGAAACACGCGGCGGAUGCACAGGACAUGGAUCCCUCGAUUUACUCCUACGACGCGGUCUACGAGAGCUUGCACGCCAAGCCGGAGAAAAAGCCGGGCGGGGCUAGUGCUAGUGCUAGUGCUAGUGCUAGUAGCAGAGAAGGAGGAAGCGCAGACGGACCGCGAUACAUGGGAUCUUUGCUCCGGAGCGCGGAGAUACGGAAACGAGACCAGCUGCGCGCGCGGGACCGCCUGCUCGCCAAGGAGCGGGAAGCCGAGGGCGACGAAUUCGCGGAGAAGGAGAAGUUCGUGACGGCCGCGUAUAAAGCGCAGCAGGCGGAGCUGCGGAAGGUGGAAGAGGAAGAAGCACAGCGGGAGCGGGAGGAGGAGGAACGGCGGCGGAAGCACGGGGGGUCCGGGAUGGUGGGGUUCUACCGGGACUUGCUGUCGCGUGGCGAGGAGCAGCAUGAGGCUGUGAUGCGGGCGGCGGACAAGGCGGCGCGAAAGAUCCAGGAGACGGGCGGCGACGCGGCCGCCCCCGAAGCAGAGGAGUCCGCGGAGAAGACCGCCGCCCAGGUAGCGGCCGAGCUGAAUGCACGCGGGGCCAAGAUUGCCAUCAACGAGGAAGGCCAAGUGGUGGAUAAGCGGCAGUUACUGUCGGCGGGAUUGAACGUCGCGCCGAAACCCAAGCAAGCUGCGAUGACUCCCGCUGAUUCGGCGAGGAAUGUACCGGCCGGCAGCGGUGCUGGGGUCCGCAUGGAUUCUCGCGCGAUGGGCGCACGCGCGGCGGGCCAACGUGCGCGUCAAACCGAAAUGAUCGCUGCCCAGCUGGAGGAGCAAGCGCGGCAGCAAGCGGAGACGGCAGCAGCACAGCAAAGGGAGAUUACAGAGCGCAGUCGCAGUCAGAAAUCCGCCGGGGACGUGUUGAGCGCGCGGGAACGAUAUCUGGCACGUAAGAGGGAGCGAGAGGCAGCGGCUGCAAAGGGAUCCUAAACCCUACCUACCUCCUCCAUUCUUACGAACAAUCACCCUCACGCUUUGUUCCUGAUACCUCUUUUAAUAUUCUGGAUUCGAACUGCAUACAGGGCG
This is a messenger RNA of Aspergillus ochraceoroseus IBT 24754, 1569 nucleotides long. Its product is annotated as splicing regulator NSRP1-like domain-containing protein. Gene Ontology annotation, biological process: regulation of alternative mRNA splicing, via spliceosome. The coding region runs from base 82 to 1473 and encodes 463 amino acids. Lineage: Eukaryota; Fungi; Ascomycota; Eurotiomycetes; Eurotiales; Aspergillaceae. The record is from RefSeq and is a predicted model, not a curated record. The transcript has a single exon.